This is a messenger RNA of Drosophila busckii, 1521 nucleotides long. Its product is annotated as NKAP family protein CG6066. Gene Ontology annotation, biological process: regulation of gene expression. Gene Ontology annotation, molecular function: chromatin binding. Bases 119 to 1495 code for a protein of 458 amino acids. Gene Ontology annotation, cellular component: nucleus. The transcript has a single exon. NCBI's taxonomy places the organism in Eukaryota, Metazoa, Arthropoda, Insecta, Diptera, Drosophilidae. The record is from RefSeq and is a predicted model, not a curated record.
ACCAUGUUUUAUCGAUAAGUCGAUGUAAUUUUACCAUCACUAAAUGCAUAACCAAACGUUUGGCAAAACUUAGCGCAGAAGAAGUAAAUAAAAAUAAACAGACAUUGUAUUCUUAACAAUGCGGUCACGUAGUAGAAGUCCAAGAAGGGACCGAUAUCAUGUGGGACGAGACAACGACAGGCCAGAGAGGCGGGACCGAGAACAGCGAAAGCCGGUAAUACAACGCCGAUCGUAUUCGAGGGAGCGUCCGAGGGAGCACACGCGAACUGAGAGACAAAAUGGACACGCAAGAUCAUCGCCGUCCCCGCGACUCGAAAGGCGCAAGUCAAAAGAAAGAGAGCAUCAACGUCGCCGACGCUCGCGCUCUUGUUCAUCAAGUAGCGACAGCAGUGACUCUGACAGCAGUAGUAGUUCUAGCUCGCAAAGACGUAGUCGCAGUCGCAGCCCUGUGCAAAAGAAAGACAAACAAGUUGAGCGCUGGCCCAAUGAUCGCUACAGAGAAAAUAACGAUAGAAGAGACAAUCCCUUUAAAGGCCGUGGACAGGAACGUAGUUUUAUCAACGAUCCGGCUGAACGCAGCCACCGAGCACCCUACCAUAGAGGCGGUGGUCAUCCCAAAGGCGACUCCAAAGCUGUCAGUGCUCGACGGGCUCAGCGUGUUCACAUUGGUGAAGAAGGCGUGCCAGAAAUAUGGGGCACAAGUCCAACACGUAAAAAAGACGAUGAUGUCAAGCUGGUUAAGAAAAAUAAAAAGAGCAAGAAGAGCAGCAAAAAAUCAAAAUCAAAGUCCAAAAAGAAAUCUAAAAAGUCAAAAAAGAAAAGAAAGAAGGAGUCCAGCAGCUCAUCAGAUAGCUCCAGUUCCAGCAGCGAGAGCUCGUCCAGUGAGGACAGUUCUGACAGCAGUGACAGCUCCGAUAGCGAGAGUGAGGAUGACGUGUGGCUGGAAAAGACUGCCGAUGGCGUGAAGGCCACGAAAAAAAAGAAAAGCAAAAAGACUGCGAGCACCAAAUCGAGCAAGAAGCACAAAAAGAAAAAGAAGAAGCGAAAGUCAGAUGAUGAAAAGCGUAAAAAGUCGUCAUCUGGCACGAGCAAAUCAAAAUCAAGUGCACCUAACAAUGACGAGGAUGUGGGCCCAUCGCUGCGCAGUGGCGGUGGCUUGAAUCAGAAAGACUUUGGACGCGCUUUACUGCCUGGUGAAGGUGCUGCCAUGGCUGCUUAUAUAGCUGAGGGCAAGCGCAUUCCACGUCGUGGAGAAAUAGGUCUCACAUCGGAUGAAAUAGCAAACUUCGAGUCCGUGGGCUAUGUAAUGAGCGGCAGUCGCCAUCGCCGCAUGGAAGCUGUGCGUAUACGAAAGGAAAAUCAACUUUACUCGGCAGAUGAGAAGCGUGCUCUGGCAAUGUUCAGCAAGGAGGAGCGGCAAAAGCGAGAAAAUAAAAUAUUAACACAGUUCAAAGAUAUGAUUCAAACAAAACUACAAGCUAAGGAUAAGAAAUAGAAUGAAAAAUGUAAAACCUACUUGUG